This is a messenger RNA of Achroia grisella, 2234 nucleotides long. It is a transcript of the gene Pisd, whose product is annotated as phosphatidylserine decarboxylase proenzyme, mitochondrial. The transcript has a single exon. The record is from RefSeq and is a predicted model, not a curated record. Gene Ontology annotation, cellular component: mitochondrion. Gene Ontology annotation, molecular function: phosphatidylserine decarboxylase activity. Gene Ontology annotation, biological process: phosphatidylethanolamine biosynthetic process. Lineage: Eukaryota; Metazoa; Arthropoda; Insecta; Lepidoptera; Pyralidae. Bases 92 to 1231 code for a protein of 379 amino acids.
CGCCGUCGCACUGUGACUAAAUUAAAUUAUAAAAAAACCUCCAAUAUAAACAAAUUAUUUUUAACUGAAACGAUAUAUAACCGAAUGCGGAAUGUUUCCUCGGACACUAAUACGGAGCUCUCUUCCAGUUAUAAACCCGAUGUUGAAGAUUCGUCCGCAUUGUCCGUUCAGGAAAACACCUUCUAUUCAAGUGCAUAGUAAAACAAAGACAGGAAACGCUAGUUUUGAAAAGACGAAAUGGAUGAAUUUGAGGGCUAUUAUUACCCGUUGGGUACCUUUAGGCAGUGCUAUGUACAUUGGUUGGUGUUACAUUCGAGCAAGUAUUAAUUAUGAAGUUUCUAAAGUGGAAAUACGGUUUUACGAAAUGUUUCCGUUCAGGAUUACGAGUAGAUGGUGGGGUCGGCUAGCGGCCUGCGAGCUCCCGACGUCCUUACGAAGUUUAAUAUAUGGGACUUAUGUGAAAAUGUUUAAUGUGAACUUAAGUGAAGCUGCAAUACCGGAUUUGAGUUACUAUAAAAGUUUGUCUGCUUUUUUUACGCGCGCGCUCAGGGACGGUGCGCGGUACAUAUCUCCCGCUGUUUGCGUGUCUCCAUGCGAUGGGGUCGUUCUGAACUGUGGUCCUGCAGACACCGACAAGAUCGAACAAGUGAAAGGUGUGACGUACAGCCUCGAGGAGUUCCUAGGAGACAACAAAUGGUCGAAGAACAAAGGCGAGAAUUAUUACGAUUCGUUGUUGACGAAUAAGAAGAAUAUUCUCCAUCAGUGCAUCAUAUAUUUAGCGCCCGGUGACUAUCACAGGUUUCAUUCUCCGUGUGAUUGGACGUCGACAUUCCGCCGCCAUUUCGCUGGUAAGCUAUUAUCUGUGAAUCCUUGGAUGGCAAGAUUAAUACCGGGCUUGUUUACAAUGAAUGAACGCGCUGUGUACGUUGGGGAAUGGAAGCAUGGGUUCUUCAGUUUAACAGCUGUAGGAGCGACCAAUGUAGGUUCGAUAGAAAUAUACAAAGAUCCAAAAUUACAGACAAACACCAAAGGUCAACAUAAUAGAAUUGAAGAGUAUGAAAUGGGGCAGGUUAAGUUGAAAAAAGGUGAAUUAUUCGGACAGUUUAAUAUGGGUAGUACGAUAAUAUUGUUAUUUGAAGCACCAAAGGACUUUAAGUUUGGGUUUGCUUCUGGCGAUAGGGUGCAGGUUGGCCAGGCGUUGACAACGGUCACGAAAGAGCAAGCGAGAUGACCUGCUCAUGAUGAGUUAGUAACUAUUGUGCAGUUUAUGGUAAUCGUCUACGUAGCAUCCCUGUUGCUUUGAAUGCAAUUGUAACAGUGAGACAUUUGAGCUUAAAGAUGUUCAUUGUAGGAUGUAAUAAUUAUAGUAGUUAUUAGUUGAAACUGUAUAAGACAUGACUUCUUUGCCAUUCUGUUCUUUUUUUUUCUAUUUAACACAUUUAAGACCACAUGCCCACUUGUGGGGCACACAAAAUGCUUUAUGUGGGGAUGGCUUGUGGCAUGAUUUAACGUUAAAGACUGCCCACAGGUAGGUCAAUUCCCAACAACAUUACUGGCCCCCAUACUCAUGGGUGGGCACACAUUUUUCCUGGGGACACUUGUACACCUGUGGGCAUGAUUUAAAUUUAAAUUUAUGUACAGUACUUCAUUUGCUGGUCUCUCAAAGAGAUACUGCAUAUAGGGUACUUAGUUAAUUUGACAUAGUCACAUGUAAUUAAAGAAAUGCCAGUACUUAUGUGAGAAAUACGAUUUUUUGUCUUCAAAGAGUUAAUCAAUGAUCAGUCUCAAGACUAGUAAACAAGACUAUAAACAGAUGUGUUAAGUGCUGUUUGAUUUGUAGCCGAAGAGGUCAACACUUCUGCCUUUCUAUAUUAGAUUCCUCCUCUUCAGUCUCGUGACUGUGAGAGGCUCCAAGAGCUGUACUGCCAAUGGAUUAGGAUGCCAUUCUGUUCUGUUAAAAUUUUAUUCAACUAUCAAAUAUUUUAGUCUAAUUUAAAAACAGCUGUCAGUGUUUCCCAACCUUGAUAAUGUCCCACUUAGCCUUUCUAAAAUUCUUGGCAAACAGACCUAACUCUAAUAAUAGUUUAAAUAAGGACAUUCAUUCUCCUUCUUAGUCAAUUCCUUAAAGAUGAGGGUAGUAACAACCUGGAACCAGCCCCUUCCCAACUCAUACUCUUCUGGAUCUGGUUUGCUGUACAUUUACCUGCUCUGCAUCCCUAAUGACAUCAGCCGAU